Siniperca chuatsi (mandarin fish) is the source of this 2499-nucleotide messenger RNA. RefSeq names its product protocadherin gamma-A11-like. The coding region runs from base 16 to 2484 and encodes 822 amino acids. Gene Ontology annotation, biological process: homophilic cell-cell adhesion. The transcript has 2 exons. The record is from RefSeq and is a predicted model, not a curated record. Gene Ontology annotation, molecular function: calcium ion binding. NCBI's taxonomy places the organism in Eukaryota, Metazoa, Chordata, Actinopteri, Centrarchiformes, Sinipercidae. Gene Ontology annotation, cellular component: plasma membrane.
CAUUUAUUGGAUAGCAUGGACUUCGGAAAAUAUGUCCACCGGCCUCUAAGAUGGCGUUUGUGCUACAGACUGACGCCCAAAAGCCUUCUGUUUCUUGUUUUUCUCAAUCAUAUUGCCAGUGGUCAAAUACGUUAUUCAAUCCCAGAAGAAAUGAAGAAGGGAUCCCUCAUUGGUAAUGUCCCAUUGGACCUUGGAAUUGAUAUGCAGAGGCUCCGUUUUGGUCGGGCCCGUAUCGUCACCGGAGAAAGCAUCCAGUACACCGAGCUGAAGACAGACAAAGGGACUUUGGUUGUCAAUGAGAGAAUAGACCGAGAGCAGCUUUGUAAGGACGUAACGCCGUGUAGCUUCAGCUUUGAUUUGAUUUUAGAAAACCCUAUGGAACUACACCACGUUACAGUCGAAGUAUUAGAUAUUAAUGAUAAUUCACCUUCUUUUCAUCAGCACGACAUGCAAUUGACGAUUGGAGAAUCAGCAGCACCGGGAGCACGUUUUGUUUUGCCAACAGCCAAUGAUCCUGAUGUAGGAGUCAACGGGCUUCAGGACUACAAUUUAUCUCCAAAUGAAAAUUUUAUUUUAAAAAAGCAUUCAAAUUCUGACGGGAAAAAACAUGCGGAGAUUGUACUUGAGAAACCGUUGGAUAGAGAGCGAUAUCCCAGUCUGUCCCUAAAGCUGAUAGCAGUGGACGGUGGAACGCCACAGAAAUCUGGUAUAGUAAAUAUAGUUAUCACUGUCCUAGAUGUUAACGAUAAUUCUCCUGUUUUCAAUCAGUCAGUCUACAAGGCCACUGUUACGGAAAAUGCCGCAAGAGGUACCUAUAUCCUCACUGCUAAUGCAACUGACGCAGAUAGUGGAUCAAAUGGUUUGAUUUAUUAUUCUAUUUCCAAAAUGCAAGGCAGUAUUGACAGUAUCUUCGAAAUUAACAAGACAACGGGUGUGAUAUUUCUUUCAGGGCAGGUUGACUAUGAAAAAGCGAAGAAAUAUGAAAUGCGCAUUGAAGCAACAGACCAAGGAGCUUUAACAGACUCGAGUAAAGUCAUAGUUGAGGUGAUUGACGUGAAUGAUAACCCACCUGUCAUUAAUGUGAUGUCUUUAACUAGUCCUGUGUCAGAGGACUCCCCUCCUGGUACAACUAUUGGCAUUAUAAAUAUAAAAGAUCUUGAUUCGGGUGAAAAUGGACAGGUAGCAUGUAGAAUCGAACAAAAUGCACCUUUCAAGAUUAAAUCCAAUUUAAGAAAUUACUAUACUUUGGUAACAGAUACUGUAUUAGAUCGUGAAAGUGUUUCGGAGUAUAACAUCACUGUAGUUGCGACAGAUUCAGGAAUGCCUCCUCUAUCAACAAAACGAACCUUUCAUUUAAAGGUCUCUGAUGUGAACGAUAAUGCUCCGGUGUUUUCACAAGUUGUUUACAAUGCGUUCAUCACAGAGAAUAACUCGCCAGGAAUUUCUGUUGUCACGCUAAGGGCUAAAGAUCCUGAUGAAAAUCAAAAUGCCCGUAUAUCUUAUUUUCUGGAAAAUGUUAAUAUCGGUGGAUCUCCAGUUUCUGAAUAUGUUUCUAUAAAUGCAGAAAGCGGAGUGAUACACGCAGUGCGUUCAUUUGAUUAUGAGCAAAUCAAACAGCUUCAUCUAGUAGUAAAGGCGCAGGAUGGAGGCUCCCCUCCACUCAGCAGCAAUGCGACUGUGAAAAUAAUGAUCCAGGACCAGAACGACAACCCGCCUCAGGUUCUGUACCCAGUCCAGACUGGUGGCUCUCUGGUGGCUGAAAUGGUGCCUCGUUCAGCAGAUGUGGGCUAUCUGGUCACUAAAGUGGUGGCUGUUGAUGUAGACUCUGGACAGAAUGCCUGGCUCUCCUAUAAACUGCAGAAAGCCGCAGACAGGGCGCUGUUUGAAGUGGGCUUACAGAAUGGAGAAAUAAGAACUGUCCGCCAAGUCACUGAUAAAGAUGCUGUGAAACAAAGACUGACUGUUAUAGUGGAGGACAACGGGCAGCCCUCUCGUUCAGCUACAGUCAUUGUUAACGUGGCGGUGGCGGACAGCUUCCCUGAAGUGCUGUCGGAGUUCACUGACUUUACACACGACAAGGAGUACAACGACAACCUGACUUUUUACUUAGUGUUGGCUCUGGCUGUAGUUUCCUUCCUCUUCAUCACGUGUUUAGUGGUUAUUAUAUCAGUGAAAAUCUACAGAUGGAGACAGUCUCGUAUCCUGUAUCACUCCAGUCUCCCUGUGAUUCCGUAUUAUCCACCACGUUACUCGGACACUUUGGGGACAGGGACUCUCCAACACGUGUACAAUUACGAGGUGUGCAGGACGACUGACUCCAGAAAGAGUGACAGUAAGUUCGGCAGAGCUGGUAGUCAGAACGUGCUGAUAAUGGACCCCAGUUCUACAGGGACGAUGCAGCAGAUACAGAGUGAAAAGAGCAUCCUGGAUGAGCCAGACUCUCCUCUAGAGGUGCAACAUUAUAGAUGUUCUUGUACAGCGUGAGUAAUCUCCAUUGUU